Molecule: messenger RNA, 2801 nt
Organism: Ooceraea biroi (clonal raider ant)
Lineage: Eukaryota; Metazoa; Arthropoda; Insecta; Hymenoptera; Formicidae
Product: ribosome biogenesis protein BOP1 homolog
Biological process (GO): ribosome biogenesis; maturation of LSU-rRNA from tricistronic rRNA transcript (SSU-rRNA, 5.8S rRNA, LSU-rRNA)
Cellular component (GO): preribosome, large subunit precursor; PeBoW complex
Molecular function (GO): protein binding; ribonucleoprotein complex binding
Source: RefSeq, a predicted model, not a curated record
AGAUGCUAUAUGGAUCAUUUUAUUGGCUAUGGACUAUCUGAAACAAAAUAAAAGCAUAAAAUAUAAAAUAUGAAUACCGGCCUUUAGUAGUCUUUCCUCACUCUGGAGCUCUGGACUAGUGGCAGUAGUGGCACUGGUUAGCACAUGUUUUAAAGAAGGGAGUGAUAUAGGUUAGCGAUUGCACUUGUGUAACUUCUUUCAACGUGUAUAUUAUUAAAUAUUAAAGAAAAUGAGUAAGAGAAAGGUCUCAAAGAGGAAACUGGUUAAUUUGACAUCUGAAAAAGAGGAAAUAGAAAGAAAAACUGAGAAAGAUAUACAUUUAUCUGAUGAGGAUUCUGCUAUUGAGGAUUUAUUAGUAGCUCAGUUCAACAAUGAAGAUAGUACAGACGAAGAGAUAGAAAAAGACAUAGACAUACCUGAGUCAGAUACAGAAAGGGAUUCCGUUGUUUUUCAAUCUGAUGAUAGUGAACUUGAAUUUGAAUCCGAUUAUGAAUCCAUCAGCAAUGGAGAUUCAGAGAGCGUUCAUUCAAGCAGCGAUAGCUCUCCUGAAGAAACAACAGAUAAUUUACAAAGUAAAUUAGAAGAAAAUAAGAGUAAAUCAAAGAUUAAGAAUAAUAAUAAAGAGCUUUUGACAAGCAAGGAAAAAAGGAAAACAGAAAAGGAAGUAGCAAUGAAUAAGUCAAAGAAUGAUAAGAGUUCCAUGAGUGCAGAAGCGUCUAAAGAUGACACAACAAAACGCAACAAAGUACAGACCAAGAAUACAUCCAGCGAUACGAAUAACGAAGAUGAAUACAAAUAUGAUAGUUCUGACGAAGAAGACACUCGCAACACAGUUGGAAAAAUACCAAUGAAGUGGUACGAUGAAUAUGACCAUAUUGGUUAUAACUGGGAAGGUGAUAAAAUUUUGAAACCUAAGAAAGGUGAUGAAUUGGAUAACUUUUUGAAAAGAAUGGAAGAUCCCGAUUUCUGGAGAACUAUAAAAGACUCGCAAACUGGUCAGGAUGUUGUACUGAGCAACGAAGAUAUCGAUUUAAUUGUGAGAAUCCAAAAGCAAAAAGUACCUGAUGUUCAAUUUGAUGAGUAUGCGCCAUGGGUGGACUGGUUCACUUCUGAAGUAAUGAAAACACCGCUUCGUAAAUUUCCGGAACAUAAACGUUCCUUCCUGCCAUCUAAAAUGGAAGCUAGAAAAGUGUCGAAAUUAGUACACGCACUCAAGAUGGGUUGGAUAAAAUCGACUGCUAAAAUGCAAAAGGAAAGAGAGAAGACUGAAGGGCCACAAUUUUAUAUGUUGUGGCAAUCCGACGAUCAGGCAGAGGAAAUGCGUAGAAUCCAUAAACAUAUCCCAGCGCCGAAACGACAUUUACCUGGCCAUGCAGAGAGCUAUAAUCCUCCGCCAGAAUAUUUAUUCGACAAGAAGGAACUUAAAGAAUGGAAUAAAUUGAAAGUAACACCUUGGAAGAGGAAGUUACAUUUUAUACCAGAGAAAUAUAAUUCUCUUCGAGAAGUACCCGCAUAUGCCAAGUAUAUCAAGGAAAGAUUUCAAAGAUGUUUGGAUCUGUAUCUGUGUCCUAGGGCAUUAAAAAUGAAACUAACGAUAGAGCCUGAGGCCUUGGUUCCACAAUUGCCCAGUCCGAAAGAUCUGCAACCAUUCCCAACAACAUUGUACAUGAUGUUUAAAGGACAUACAGAUAUGGUCAGAAGUAUCAGCGUACACCCACAAGGACAAUUUCUUGCAUCUGGUGGAGAUGACAUGUCACUGAAAAUAUGGGAGAUAAAUACAGGCAGAUGCUUGAAGACAAUAACUUGCGGUGGUAUUGUUAAAAAUGUUGCCUGGUGUCCAAAUGAAGCUGUAUCACUGAUAGCUGUCGCUGCCGACAAGAAGGUUCUCUUAAUAAAUCCAGGAGUUGAAAACGAGGUUGUUAUUAGCAAAACCGAUGAGCUUUUGAAAAUAAUACCAGAAAGUGAUAAAACAGUGGAUAGUAGAGUGUUACAUGCAGUACAGUGGCAGCAAGCGGAAGGGGAACAUUGGUCUAACGGAAUCAGGAUAAUUUUAAAUCAUUUUCAAGCUGUAAAACAAGUAACGUGGCACGGAAAAGGAGAUUAUUUUGCUACUGUAAUGCCAGACGGACAAAAUAGAUCAGUUCUGAUAAAUAAGUUGUCGGGACGAAAAUCUCAGUUGCCUUUUAACAAGUCAAAGGGAUCGAUACAAUGCGUCUUGUUCCAUCCAAUUAAACCAUAUUUAAUUGUUGCAACACAAAGAAUCAUAAGGAUAUACGAUGUAACAAAGCAGGAAAUGAUCAAGAAAUUAUUAUGCAAUUCGCAAUGGAUAUCGACAAUGGCUAUUCAUCCCAGGGGCGAUAAUAUUUUGGUAGCAACGUACGAUCGCAAGGUGCACUGGUUUGAUCUGGAUUUAAGUAGUAAACCCUACCAAACAUUACGAUUACACGGAACUGGUGUACGCGCUGUAGCGUUUCAUAAACGAUAUCCGCUAUUUGCUUCCGGAGCUGACGACAGAAGCCUCAUUGUGUCUCAUGGAAUGGUCUACAACGAUCUUUUACAAAAUGCCCUAAUUGUGCCCCUGAAAAGAUUGUGUAAUCAUGAAUCGUAUAACGAUUUUGGCAUUUUGGACGUCACAUUUCAUCCUACUGAACCAUGGGUAUUUUCUGCAGGCGCGGACUCUACUAUACUCAUGUAUGGAUAAUGCGUUUAUUAAAAAAAAAAGUUAUUAUUUCACGAUAUUUUAUGUGAAGUUUUUAUUACUUUGGAUAUUACUUAAAAUAUAGUUGUCAAAUCUUUUGCGA